UGGAGCCAAACAGUAUGGUCUGAAACUUCAACGGAAGAGCCAUCUUGGAGCUGGUCAUGAAUAUGUUCUGAAAGUGAGGGGAAUGACGUUGAAUUGGGAUGUUCUCAACAACCAGGGCCUUCAAUACAAUACUUUCAAAGAACAGGUACUUUCCUAUGCUAGAACUGGGGAAAAUGAUCCAAUUGAUAUAAUUUAUCCCAAUUUUUUGCGACCAUCGAUUAAAGAUGGUCGUGUCACUUCCCAACCACAACAUAAAUUGUAUAAACCUGUGGUCAGUAAGGGAAUUAUUCGCCCUUCUGACUUUUCAAUACUUAAUUAUGGUUUUGUAAAUAAUCGUCACCCUCGUAUCUCACCCCCAUAA
Molecule: messenger RNA, 361 nt
Organism: Meloidogyne enterolobii
Lineage: Eukaryota; Metazoa; Nematoda; Chromadorea; Rhabditida; Meloidogynidae
Source: the annotation of a GenBank genome assembly